UAGAGAAUAAGAGCUAAUGAACACGGCAGGCAGGAUUGUUGCUGUAGUGACAGAGUGUUGCUUUACAAAGAGAGACACACCAUGGAACUACACGGGUCAGUACUGACGAGACAUGGAUUCGAGUUAACACAGAAGCAUUCAUUUGAAGUAAGCCUGUGAUAUCAACACUUGGGAAUUAUGGAGGACUACAACAAGAUAGAGAAGAUUGGAGAAGGUACAUAUGGUGUAGUUUACAAAGGUCGUCAUAAGAAGACAAAUCGUCUGGUGGCUCUCAAGAAAAUCCGUCUUGAGAGUGAAGAGGAAGGCGUCCCAUCCACAGCCAUCAGGGAAAUCUCCCUGUUGAAGGAACUCGCACACCCCAACAUUGUCUGCCUGGAGGACGUGUUGAUGCAGGAGAACAAGUUGUACUUGGUGUUUGAGUUCCUGUCCAUGGACCUGAAGCGCUACAUGGACACCAUACCUAGUGGCCAAUACAUGGACAAGAUGCUUGUCAAGAGCUACACAUACCAGAUCCUACAGGGCAUCUUGUUCUGCCACCAGCGGAGAGUCCUCCACAGGGAUCUCAAACCACAGAAUCUGCUCAUUGACAGCAAAGGAACCAUCAAACUAGCUGACUUUGGUCUGGCCAGGGCUUUUGGCAUUCCAGUUAGAGUGUACACACAUGAGGUUGUCACAUUGUGGUACCGUGCACCAGAGAUUCUUCUGGGCUCCCCACGCUACUCAACACCUGUUGAUGUCUGGAGUAUAGGAUGUAUAUUUGCUGAAAUGGUAACCAAAAGGCCAUUGUUCCAUGGAGAUUCAGAAAUUGAUCAGCUUUUCAGGAUAUUCAGGACGCUGACCACACCGACAGAGGACACAUGGCCAGGAGUGAGUAACUUGCCAGAUUACAAGCCCACAUUCCCUGCCUGGAAGUGCAACCAGCUGGCCGGCUCCGUCAAACAGCUGGACAACAUGGGACUAGAUCUCCUACAGAAAACCAUGGUGUAUGAUCCAGCUACACGUAUCUCCGCCAAGGAUGCCCUGAACCACCCCUACUUCAAGGACUUGGACAAGUCUGUGUUGCCAGCAGCUUGCCAGCAUGCCUCAUAGUCACUCUCACGCAGCAUGAGUGGUGGACGACCAACCAACCAACCGACUGACUGACUGACAUGGGCAUGACUGGCACCAGAUGAUGAUGCCGUCACAGAGUUCCAGACUUCUGUGCAGACAUCACCAGUGCAAAAGGCAGCAACAGUGGCCUGCUCUUAGCAGCGGGGAAUCUGUCUUAACAUUGCAUAUAACAGGAGUGCAAACAUAGUGUAUGAGGACAGCUGUUAAGCAGUAUUUUGUUGUGAAAAUAAUAUACAAAAUAUGCUGCUACUCUGUAAAAGUGCUAUGGGAUAUUUAGAAUUUAGAUGAAAUAGCAGCAGCAGCAGCAGCAGCAGUGUCAGGUGUCUAAAUGUGAAUUGAUAUUUUGUUGGGACUUUGGUAAGCAUGGUUCAGGAUUUGUGUGUUGACUGGGUAGACCCACUGCAAAAUGUGCUCAAAUAUUCAAUUUUGUUGUGAUUAUGUUGGUAAGGAUGUUACUCUGUGCUGUGUUCCUUGUAAAAUAGAGUCUGAAAGGUGUUAGUGUGCUACAGUAUUUUUACACUUUCAGACAUAUCAGGAAAUAUGGUACCAUGUGUCACAGCUUGCAUGAUGUAUGUAUUGUCGAGUUCAGCAUUUCCCAUUAAUUCAUUCAUGAUUGAAUCAGGUCACGUUUUUACCAAAUCUACUUUCCCCAUGUCACUAAUUAAAUCAUGACAUUGUUGACAUUUCCACUCUGUGAGCUCCAUGUGUAUGGAAGUGUGAGUGUCUGAGAGUUUGUCGAGUGUGGAGGACCCUGAACCUCAAGUGCAAUACCUCGUCUGUUUGUCCGUCUUCUUCCCUCUCCUGUCUAUCUUCCUUUCUUCAUGUAUAAAUGCCAUAACACAUUCAAUAAACAAUGGUUUAUAUAUA
Messenger RNA from Haliotis rubra (blacklip abalone), 1977 nucleotides. RefSeq names its product cyclin-dependent kinase 1-like. Gene Ontology annotation, cellular component: nucleus. The record is from RefSeq and is a predicted model, not a curated record. Gene Ontology annotation, molecular function: RNA polymerase II CTD heptapeptide repeat kinase activity; ATP binding; cyclin-dependent protein serine/threonine kinase activity. NCBI's taxonomy places the organism in Eukaryota, Metazoa, Mollusca, Gastropoda, Lepetellida, Haliotidae. The coding region runs from base 178 to 1089 and encodes 303 amino acids. The transcript is spliced from 8 exons. Gene Ontology annotation, biological process: protein phosphorylation; G2/M transition of mitotic cell cycle; mitotic G2 DNA damage checkpoint signaling.